AUGGGCUCCAUGGAUAUGGGCUCUAUGGCCAUGGCCACUGCCUCUUCCACGAUGGAUAUGGGCGCACAUCACACCUCCGGUAUGUCCAUGGCUACCUCCACUGGUAUGGAAGGAAUGCACAUGGGCGGAAUGGACGGUAUGGACGGCAUGCACAUGUUCUUCACAACCGAGUUCAAGAACUACCCCGUGCUUUUCAGCAGCUUGACUGCAUCCACCAAGGCCCAGGCGUUCGGGAUCUUUGUGUUGUUCUUCUUCCUCGCAUUUGUGGCCAGAGGCUUCGAGUUCCUUAGAAUGUACUUGGAGCAGUUGGUGUGGAAGAACCCUGUCUACGUUGAGUGCCACCCUGGCGACGAGGCCAAUGUCAUUUCACCCAAGGAAACCGCCAACUGCUGUGGCGGUGACGACUCUGACGAUAGCAUCAAGAAACCAAACUCGGCUGUGUUCCGUGCGGACUCCUUCGAGCACGACAAGAGAGAUGCCACCAACAACCUGUUGUCCAUGGCUUCCAGAGUGUACAGAGACAUCAUCAGAUUGGUGUUGUGUAUCUUGCCCGACUUGUUUGGCUACUCCUUGAUGUUGGUGGCCAUGACCUACACCUUGGUCUACUUCUUUGCUGUGGUCAUCGGCUCAGGUGUGGGAAGAUUCUUCUUUGAGAGAUUGAGUGACAAACUCAACAUUAAGGCUUCCACUUCAUUUGGAAGACAUUGUUAA
Messenger RNA from Suhomyces tanzawaensis NRRL Y-17324, 711 nucleotides. It is a transcript of the gene CTR1, whose product is annotated as high-affinity Cu transporter. NCBI's taxonomy places the organism in Eukaryota, Fungi, Ascomycota, Pichiomycetes, Serinales, Debaryomycetaceae. The transcript has a single exon. Gene Ontology annotation, cellular component: plasma membrane. Gene Ontology annotation, biological process: intracellular copper ion homeostasis; copper ion transmembrane transport. Bases 1 to 711 code for a protein of 236 amino acids. Gene Ontology annotation, molecular function: copper ion transmembrane transporter activity. The record is from RefSeq and is a predicted model, not a curated record.